Protopterus annectens (West African lungfish) is the source of this 2174-nucleotide messenger RNA. RefSeq names its product aminolevulinate dehydratase (gene ALAD). NCBI's taxonomy places the organism in Eukaryota, Metazoa, Chordata, Ceratodontiformes, Protopteridae. The transcript is spliced from 11 exons. Gene Ontology annotation, molecular function: zinc ion binding; porphobilinogen synthase activity. Gene Ontology annotation, biological process: heme biosynthetic process. The record is from RefSeq and is a predicted model, not a curated record. Gene Ontology annotation, cellular component: cytosol.
AAGAUGCAGGCAGAGUCUCUUCUACACAGUGGCUACUUUCAUCCAGUGCUUCGCUCUUGGCAAACCAGUGCCACAGUCUUCGACAGCAGCAAUCUCAUUUACCCAAUUUUUGUAACUGACAGUCCCGAUGCAGUUGAACCCAUUAACAGUCUUCCUGGACAGGCCAGGUAAGGAACACUUACUGUGUAUUCUGUGAUCGUUCUCAACUUAAAUACUGUGCAAUUCUCAGCACUUUCCUUACAACUGAAGUGUUCAAAAUUAUACCAGAAGAAUAAGCCCGUCUUCGUAGUGUGCCUUCCUGAAGAGAACUACCCAGUUGUUGCCUGCUUUCCUGAAACAGCAAUAAGAGAUGCUGCUUUUUUUAACAUGACCAAAGCAGAACAAGAUUCUUUACUAACAUUAAAGAGAAACACUAACAUUAUUGUUAAACCAGCAGAUAAGGGAGGAGCUGUAGUCAUAAUGAAUUCCUCAGACUAUGGUCUCACUAUGACUAAUCUUUUAUCAGAAGAUACUGCAUAUGAGAAGAUUAGUACUAUAAUAUAUCAGAAGAUUAUUAAAACUGUACAUGCUGAUCUUUAUGAUCUUUUGUUAGGGGGACAGAUCAGCUGUGAACUGUAUGAAUAUUUUUUCAUAGAAUUUCCCACCACCCCCCUGAUUAAAGGCCUACCUAAGAUACACAAGGGCCUUACACCUAUACCAAUGAGACCUAUAGUCUCUAGUGACAAUUGGGUAACAUGUACCAUCUCCUCUUUUGUAGAGAGUAUCCUUAGACCAUUAGUGGACCGUAUUCCACAUAUUCUCAAUGAUUCAUACCAACUAAUAGAUUCCAUAAAAGAUCUUGAGCUCAGUAGUAAGGAGAUACCAUUGUUACUAGUGACAAUGGAUGUUAAAAAUCUUUUUACUUGUAUCCCCAAUGACCAGGGGCUUCAAGCGAUAGAUGAGGAUGAACAAGGUUCUUCAGCUGAUGCUGAAAAUGCUCCUGUUAUCCAAGCUGUCCAGAAAAUCUGCUCCAUCUUUCCAUCACUACUGAUUGCAUGUGAUUUAUGCCUGUGUGCCUAUACAUCUCAUGGACAUUGUGGCUGCCAUAUUAUAGCACCUUCAGAUAUGAUGGAUGGCCGAAUCGGUGCCAUAAAACAGGCUAUCAUUUCCAAUGACUUGGGGAACAAGGUCUCUGUGAUGAGCUAUAGUGCAAAGUUUGCAUCUUGUUUUUAUGGACCUUUCAGGGAUGCUGCACAGUCCAAGCCAGCAUUUGGAGACAGACGCUGCUAUCAGCUCCCACCUGGUGCCAGAGGUCUAGCCCUCAGAGCAGUGAAUCGGGAUGUUAAAGAAGGAGCUGACAUGCUGAUGGUGAAGCCUGGCAUGCCUUAUUUGGACAUUAUUAGAGAAGUGAAAGAAAAUCACCCAACACAUCCGUUAGCUGUGUACCAUGUUUCGGGAGAGUAUGCCAUGUUAUGGCAUGGAGCACAAGCUGGUGCAUUCGAUCUUCAUGCUGCUGUUAUGGAGUCCAUGACCAGCUUUAGGAGAGCAGGUGCAGACAUCAUUAUUACGUACUUUGUACCGCAGCUUCUUAAGUGGCUGAAGGAAGCAUGAAUGAGUAGCACCAUGAAACCACUGAAUCCACGCAGCUGGACUUGGAGAGCUUUGCCCACAUCUAUCUGCUUUACAGAUUUCAGAAACAGUUUAAUGUUAUGAUUGACCUCAGACAUGCAUUAUAAUACACACACUACUCUUAAGCUAUAUGAAUGAGAUUUGCUGCUGUUUCCUAAAAUACCUGGGACAUGCAGAUCUGUUGAUUUUUUGCUGUCAAUUUAUCCGUUUUAAGUCACUGUAACCUAUUGUACACUAGAACUAAGUGUUUCUAGGACUGAGAGGAAAAAAAUGUACAGUGUAAAUCUGAGAAAGUGUUUAAAACACUAACUUCAUUGUAACCCUGAAAUUCUAAUGCCGUACUGAACUCGGUGAAAUCUCACAAAUCCAUUGUAGCGGGUGGUCAGCAUGUUGUCUUUUUCUGUUGAUGUAAAUUUUAGUAGGAAACAGUAUUUUGUAUGUGAUGUUUUUAGAACAAGCUGUUCUACACUGUCACAGUAAUUUGAACUGCAUUGAACAGUAUUAUCCCCUUCCAAUGUCUUCUUUAUUUUGAGAAUAAUAAACAAGCUAAACCAUUUAACCUCCAA